Penicillium nucicola is the source of this 1581-nucleotide messenger RNA. RefSeq names its product putative MFS transporter. Gene Ontology annotation, molecular function: transmembrane transporter activity. Gene Ontology annotation, biological process: transmembrane transport. Gene Ontology annotation, cellular component: membrane. The coding region runs from base 1 to 1581 and encodes 526 amino acids. The record is from RefSeq and is a predicted model, not a curated record. The transcript is spliced from 2 exons. NCBI's taxonomy places the organism in Eukaryota, Fungi, Ascomycota, Eurotiomycetes, Eurotiales, Aspergillaceae.
AUGGAUAACGCCAUGUCCAAGCCAGAUGUCAUGCACCACGAGACCGCCGAGGCGCAGAAAGGCGACAACCCGGUGGACAGCAGUGGUAUUGAGCGUGUCCACAUGACGGAGGAAGACAGCAAGCGCAUUUGUCGGAAGACUGAUCGAACUAUUCUCAUUGUUCUUGCCUGGGUCUACUUCUUACAGAUUCUCGACAAGACGGUCCUGGGAUAUGGUGCGACUUUCGGUUUACAGAAGGAUACAAACUUGACCGGCAACCAAUACUCUCUGGUUGGAUCCAUUGGUCCCAUUGCACAGCUGGCCUGGCAACCCUUCUCUUCAUAUCUCAUUGUCAAAGUCCCUCAUAAGAUUUUGAUGCCAUGCCUGUGUCUUGGAUGGGGUAUUGCGCAAACAUGUAUGGCUGCGUGUCACAACUUCAAUGAGCUUAUGGCCGCUCGCUUUUUCCUUGGUCUGUUCGAGGCUGGAUGCUUGCCUCUGUUUGGUGUGAUUACCAGUCAAUGGUAUCGUCGUGCCGAGCAGCCGAUUCGGAUUGCUGCUUGGUACAGUACCAAUGGUCUGGCUACGAUUAUUGCGGCUGCUUUGUCGUACGGACUGGCACAUAUCAAGUCGGAUGUGUUGAAGUCAUGGCAGAUUAUCUUCCUAGUGGUCGGCCUCAUCACAUGUCUUUCCGCCCCGGUCGUCUACUGGCGCCUCGAUAACGAUGUCGCAACUGCUCGAUUCCUCAACGAAAAGGAAAAAGCCCAGGGAGUGGAACGUCUCAGGGCCAACCAGACGGGAGCAGGAAACACCGAGUUCAAGAUGGCUCACGUCUACGAAGCCUGCCUCGAGCCUAAAACCUACCUAUGGAUUGCCAUGGCCUUGCUCCUCAACAUUGGUGCCAGCGUGACCAACAUUUUCGGACCUCUCAUUCUAAGUGGUCUAGGCUACGACAAAUACAGAACGACCCUUCUCACAAUGCCCUUCGGCGCCCUGCAAUUUCUGAUCAUUCUGCUGGCAAGUUACCUCGCUCAGACAGCCCGCGUGAAGAGUGCCAUCCUCGCUGGCUUCAUGCUUCCAGUGAUUGCCGGCCUCGCCAUCUUGUUUGCACUCCCCAGAACCAAAGCCGUGCAGAGCGAGUUGUUGGCCGGUUACUACCUGCUUUCAUUCCUAUUCGGUGGCAACCCCUUAAUCGUCACAUGGAUUAUCGGCAACACAGCAGGCACAACCAAGAAGUCUGUCAUCAUGAGUCUGUACAAUGCCGCCAGUUCCGCUGGAAACAUCAUUGGUCCUUUGCUGUUUAACGAGAAGGACAAGCCCGCUUAUACACCCGGUCUGCGUGCAUGCCUGGGAAUUUUCACUGCCCUUGCUGCCGUGGUCCUUAUCCAGUGGGCUAACCUGUGGUUCCUUAACAAACAACAAGCAAGCCGCCGUGUCCGAAAUGGCAAGAGGGCUGAGAUUGUGGACCAUUCCAUGCAAAACCACUAUCAUGGCAUGGAUGAAGGCAACCAGGAAGAUGCGGGACAGGAGACCGUUCAGGUUGGAGACAACGCCUUCCAGGAUCUGACUGACCGUCAGAAUGACGAAUUUGUAUAUAUCUAUUAA